AUGGGGAACAGCAGAAGCGGGGCGCUGUCCAAGGAGAUCUUGGAGGAGCUGCAGCUGAACACCAAGUUCACAGAGGAGGAGCUGUGCACCUGGUACCAGACGUUCCUGAAAGAGUGCCCUAGCGGCCGCAUCACCAGGCAGGAGUUCGAGAGCAUCUACUCCAAGUUCUUCCCAGACGCCGACCCCAAGGCCUACGCGCAGCACGUGUUCCGCAGCUUCGAUGCCAACAACGACGGCACCCUGGACUUUAAGGAGUACGUCGUUGCCCUGCACAUGACCACCGCGGGCAAGCCCACCCAGAAGCUGGGGUGGGCCUUCUCCCUGUACGACGUGGACGGCAACGGGGCCAUUAGCAAAAACGAAGUGCUGGAGAUCGUCAUGGCUAUUUUCAAAAUGAUCAACCCUGAGGAUGUGAAGCACCUUCCUGAUGAUGAAAACACACCGGAAAAGCGGGCUGAGAAGAUCUGGGCAUUCUUUGGAAAGAAAGAUGAUGAUAAACUUUCAGAGAAAGAAUUCAUUGAGGGGACCCUGGCCAAUAAUGAAAUUCUGCGACUGAUCCAGUUUGAGCCUCAAAAAGUGAAGGAAAGGAUAAAGGAAAAGAAACAAUGAUGCCAACUGCUCAGCUCCUCCCUCCUACUGCCCACUUAAACACCUUUGAACACACACAUGUACACUACACACAUGUACACACACAUAUACACACACACACACACACAUGCACUCCCAGGGUCAAGGGAGAGGCCUUCAGACCCCCAGCCCAACUGAAGCAUCUUUGACCAUCCACCAGCUCCUUCUUCCUCCUGUCUUCCCUCCCCCUUCCCUGGCUGCCAUGGGUGCAUGAUAAUCCCAGGAUUAAGUAACAGAAGUCCUAAAUGUUAGCCCCUGCCUAAGCUCCU
Molecule: messenger RNA, 896 nt
Organism: Heterocephalus glaber (naked mole-rat)
Lineage: Eukaryota; Metazoa; Chordata; Mammalia; Rodentia; Bathyergidae
Gene: Rcvrn
Product: recoverin
Molecular function (GO): calcium ion binding
Source: RefSeq, a predicted model, not a curated record